AUGAUCGUUGAUGGAUUAAAAGGGAAAUUCUCUAGACUUUUACCUGUCGCCCAGACCGGCGCCCUCACCACGGGUACGACCACCACUUUUGACGUUCUUGUAGUCGUCUUAAAGUUUCUAGUUUUAAAAAGAACGCCGGUAAAAAAAAAAGAAAAAGGGAACAGUAGCCACUUCGCUACUGAUCAGCCUGCUAACGACGAACGCGACUUUUAUAAAAUAUUUUUGUCAAAGAAUAAUUUUGGAACAAUCCAUAUUCUGGUGAACAAUCCUGGGGUCUCCUCAGAUGCCAAAUUUAUGGAUUCAUCUAGACCUGAUUGGAAAAAAUUAUUCGAUGUAAAUGUGUUGGGUUUAAUUGAUUGUAGUAAACGUGCCGGUAGAAUGAUGUUAGAUUCUAACGUGGAAUGUUACAUUGUUAAUAUGAACAGUGUCUUAGGACACAACGUUGAUCUUCCGGGUUUUACACUUAACUUUUACCCAUCGUCCAAAUCCGCUUCUGUUGCUGCUACUGAGAUCAUACAAAAGGAAUUACAUGGCAGCAAAAUUCGAGUGACGAGUAUCAGUCCAGGAUUAGUAUCUACGAAUAUAAUGCAGGCCAAUAACUUCAACAUAAAGGAGUCGUAUAAGUCUUUGUAUGCAUUGGAACCUAAUGAUGUCGCAAAUGCCAUUAUUUACGUAAUUGGAACCCCACAACGCGUCCACAUUACAGAAUUGAUUAUUAGACCAUUCGGAGAAGUUAAAUAUGCGGUGUAAAUAUAUAAUUAGAUUAUGUAUAAUAUUCAAGAUAAAUAUUAUAUUGUUAUU
Vespa mandarinia (Asian giant hornet) is the source of this 801-nucleotide messenger RNA. Its product is annotated as farnesol dehydrogenase-like. The record is from RefSeq and is a predicted model, not a curated record. Lineage: Eukaryota; Metazoa; Arthropoda; Insecta; Hymenoptera; Vespidae.